AAAAACACCGAAUGAAAAGGUGUCCAAACUUUUGACUAGUACUGUAUGGGCACAUUUCGGUGCCCAUACACUGCGGUGUUCGACUGUGGCGGCCUGGGCGCCGUGUGUGCAUGAGUGGAGUCUGGGUGUCUCUCCCACUCGUCCUCUGGGCGCGUGUCGUGCCUGGCCGCCGUAGCUGACCUGCCGCUGUCGAUGCAGGCGGCUUCUCAGGUGGUGUUUCCUCACCUGGUUCGUCUGUACCCAGCCCCCAUGUUAACUAUUUUAAUGACAAUCACUUCUCUGCAUGUUUGCAGGGUGGGCGUGGGUGGUAUGAGUGUUCCUUUGUGUCUUCUUUGUUCUGUGUGUGCGAGUGCGAGUGCGGGGGGGGGGGGGGUGAACGGGUAGAAGGUGAGAUAUUGUUUUUAAUAGUUUUUAAUCUGUAAAGCACUUUGUAUUGCAAUUUCUUGUAUAAAAAGUGCUAUAUAAAUAAAGUUUGAUUUGAUUUUUUUGAAAAAUGGUGCUCUAUCCCUCAAGAGUUCCUUCAAUGUAAGCUGGAAUUGUAUCAGCCUACGUUUUGCUGCUUUUAAAAUUAAUUUGUGACCAAUUUAUUUAUUGUUGAAGACUCUGUGAGAUGACUCAAAGCCCAAAGCAACUCCUAAACGGAAUUUGAAUUAGAUUUUCUUGUCAGAAAUUGAAUUACUUCAAUUUCAAUACAAUUCUGCAUUACUUUCAAUUAUUUCCCCACAUAAAAUAUAAUCGCCUAAUUUCCAACAGCCCUUGAAUGCAUCCUGAAGUUGCAUGUGCCGUAUCAAAGUUCCCUGCUCAUUUCCAUCUAAUAACAGUGACAUCUUGAGGCUGUUUUAAUCCUCCAUAACCUCUUCUCUGCUCCACCUACUGCACUGUUUCCCUCCCUCCCUCUCUCCUCCUUUCUUUCUGUUCAGAGCAGAAAUGCAGCAGAGCUUGAUCUGACUUGUCCUGCCUGCUAGAAGUGUUUUCUCGCUGCCCUGUGGACUCUGCUGGAUCUCCACGCUGUGAUAUGGCCGUUUCUGUUUCUGUGCAGUGUCUGGGGCUCAUCACACUGGCUGCGAUCCUCCUGCAGACCAUCGCGGUUGCGGUCAGUUUCAUGUACUUCAACAGAGUCCUGAGCACGAUGCAGCAGAGCUUUUCCCGGAGCAGCGUCUCCUGCCUCAUAAACGCAGAUCUGCACUCAGAAUUCGAGGAUCCGGCGUCCGAGAACAAGAAGAGCGAUCCCUGCUGGCAGGUCACGCAGCAGCUCCACCACCACAUAGAGAAGAAGAUUGCUGACAGAUUCCAGAAGGAGAUAUCCACUGCCAUGAGUAAUAAGCUGACAGGAAUGCUGCCCGUCUUGAGCCCUUCGGUCCGAGGGGUCCCGCUUCCUAAGGUUGCCGCGCAUGUGACCGGUGUGGUCUCGUCCACGGAGCGUCCAGCAGCAGAGAGCUCGCGGAGCAGCAGGGGCUACCUGGGGGAGCGUAUCAGAGUGUGGCAGGGUCAGAGAGGUCUGUCCUUCCUGCAGAACAUGGAGCUAAGGGAAGGAGAGCUGCUGGUGCCCAGAGCAGGACUCUACUACAUCUACGCCCAGACCUACUUCAGACUCCCCUCUUCGGGGGAGCUGGAGGGGGACGCAAAGGACGAGGAAGGAACUGAGCUUGUCCAGUACAUCUACAAGAAGAUGAGCUCCUACACGGUUCCCAUCUUGCUGAUGAAAUCUUCCCGAAGUGUCUGCUGGCCUCGGGGGCAGGAGCCUGGACUCUUCUCUCUGCAUCAGGCUGGAAGCGCCUUUCUACAGCCUGCAGACCGCCUCUUCAUCACCGUUAGCAACGCCAGCACCAUGGAGAUGGACGGGAGGGCGAGCUACUUUGGGGCUUUCCUGGUGGGAUAAAGGAGGCGUCCUGGACAGACAAAGUGGACACAAAUGUCAGGCGUUUGCUUGAUAAGAUGAGCGGGUGUCUGAAGGUACAAGAAGAAAGAAGGAGCGAGGAAAGCAAAAAGGACUUCUUCUGGACCACAGAGCUGCAGUGGGACACUCCGAGUGGCCAAAAUAGCGAGGACGAGGAGGCAUUUGGUGGUCCAGCAGUGACCUAAUAACUGACUGCAGUUCAAACCCACACAGGAUAUUAAUUCUGUUUUUGAGGCCGUUGAACUGAAUGCACUGUAUGACAGCAAACGUGGAUUCUGUGGAGCACUCGGAGAUCAUUCGGAGCUGCACAACAGACGCAGAUUAAAUGUUGCCGCCUUCUAUUCAAGUAUCCGUUUUGCCUGCAGGUGAAACAGUCGACAGCCGAGUUGUCAUACCCAGGAAGUGCCAGAAGUGUUGGACACGUGACACGGCUUUUAUCAAAAGUAUGUACAAGAGAUGCCAUAGGACAAGCUCUUGCGUGUUCAGGAUUAUGAAUGAAGCUUCUUGUUGUUUACAGUACCUAUGGUUGAAUUUCCUCAUUGUGCAUCACACAGAUUGUGAUGAUCUUGAGGAGAAACACAGAACUAGUGAAAAUGAACCUUGUCCUUUUAUAUUUUUGAAUGCCAUGGACACAAACCCUGACAGCCCACAUACUCUGUCACUUCAGGACACCAAUAUCCCUGACAGCUACUGAAUGAACUGCCAUGAAAAAAAAAAAAAAAAAAAAAAAAAAUCAUAGAAACAUUCAAUAAAUCCUAAUACAAUGGUGCUUGGAAGGCUGCAAACACUUAUAUUUCUGCAAAAAUCUGCCCUAAAUAUCAACAGAUGUUCCACAGCACCUAAAAAGUAGAUAAGAACCCAAUAAACGAGGAAAAAUACCUAUGGGCCUUUAUUGUGGUAAAAGUAUCUAAUAUUGCCUGUCUGAGAGUGGAAAUAUUGUGUAAACCCUUGCUUUUGGUAUCUGGCGAGACCCAAUAACUGACUAAAUGUUUGAGGUGACUGUUAAUCAGUCCUGCACGUCAGUUUGGAGAAAUGUUUGUCGACUUCUCCGUACAGAACAGCUUCAGCUCUGGGAUUUUGGUGGAUUUCCACAUCUAAAGCCCUCGUUUCAGGUCCUAUCAAAUUUCUUUUGGAUUAAAGCCAGAACUUUGACUUUGUCAAUCCAAAACAUCAAUUCCUCUUUAGCAAUUCUAUGGUAGAGCAACUUGGGUUCUUGGGAUCUCUGUGUGGCUACAUGACCUACUUUCUCCUGGGGUUCGGUUUACAGACUGAUUUCCUAACAUUUUCCUCUAGGACUGGCUAGUGUAAUCCAGAAUUCAUUGUUCAAUCAGCGAUGGCGAGCUGUCCUGGCACAUAUGCAGCCGAAGAGGCCCAAACUUCUUCUGUGCUCGAAACAUAACACUUCUGAUUUUAACAAAAAGGUUCCAUUUUGGUCUCAUCCAGCCACAAAAGUCUUCUGGCUUGUGUAUGCGACCUUUCGUAAGCUGCAGACAGUCAGCAAAGUUCUUUAUGUGGAACAGUGGUUGUCUCAUUGCAACACUGCCACGCUCACCAAUGUUCUCCUGAUGGUGCACUUACUGGCAUUAGUGAAAGUGAGAAGGACCUUUAAGUGCUUAGAAGUUACCCUGCCAUUGGAGUGAUCUUUGCUGGUAAAACACCAAUGGGGUUGGUAUCAAUGAUUUUAAGUUUCUUUCUCAUUUCAAGUUACCUGUAAAUUGAUGGAGUCCAAAGUCUUUAGAGGUGGGUUUGUAACCUUUUCCAGCCUGAUGAGAAUCAAUAACUCUGAAAUCUUCUUUGUUUGUGCCAUCAAACACUUUAACUAGCGUGUGAGAAGAUCAAUCUUGAAAAAACAGGGCUUCUUCUCACACCUGAUUGUCAUCCCAUUGACUGAAAACACCUGACGUUAAUCUCACCUUCAGCUUAACUGCUUAUCCUACAGGCUUACGUACUUUUUCCACUCACAGAUGUGUAGUAUCGGACCAUUUUCCUCAAUAAAUUGAGAUCAAGUGUAUAGUUUUAGUGUUGUUUACUUUUAGGACUAGUGUGAUAAUGCUUUAAGUCAAACUCAUGCACAAAUAUAGAAAAUUCUGAACGGUUUGACACAGCUUUACCUUUGAUCCUUUUUCCUCUAGUGCAGGGGUGUCAAACUCAGUUCCUGGAGGGCCACUAUCCUGCAUGUUUUAGAUGUUUCUCUCUUCCAACACUCCUGAUUCAAAUAAUCAGCUCAUCAUCAAGCUCAGCAGAAGCCUGAUAACGAGCCUGAUCAUUUGAAUCAGGUGUGUUGGAAGAGGGAAACAUCUAAAACAUGCAGGAUAGUGGCCCUCCAGGAACGGAGUUCGACACCCCUGCUCUAGCGUCACCAUGAGGUUGAAAUUAGUGGUUUUCAUAGAAAAGCCCCAACAGCAGUUAAAUGAAAGAGUUCAGACCUUCACACCCCCAAGCUAAGCUGUUUCAACUCUGUUAAUGGCUUAACUUUUUUUUUAAAUCGCAGCUCUUAACGUACUGCUGAGUUCACUUAUUUUUAAUCUCUCAUUAAAUAAACUGCCUCUGGUGUUGGGCCUCCUGCAGCUAGAACAGAACGUAAAAAUAUGCAAACUGCCCACAACUAAACCGGACUCGAAUGUCACCCCCUACACAAAAAGACACAGAACUGAAAAAGUAAAAAACUAUCAUUUAAUUCAUGUUGUAUUACAUGUUUCCGUAAUAUGGCAGUGAAUGUUUCAGCAAUAAUAGUCACUCCUCAAACAAGAGUUUUUACAUUAAAAAAAAAAAAACAA
Acanthochromis polyacanthus (spiny chromis) is the source of this 4674-nucleotide messenger RNA. RefSeq names its product tumor necrosis factor ligand superfamily member 10-like. The record is from RefSeq and is a predicted model, not a curated record. Lineage: Eukaryota; Metazoa; Chordata; Actinopteri; Pomacentridae. Gene Ontology annotation, molecular function: tumor necrosis factor receptor binding. Gene Ontology annotation, biological process: immune response. Gene Ontology annotation, cellular component: membrane. The transcript has 6 exons. The coding region runs from base 1016 to 1879 and encodes 287 amino acids.